This is a messenger RNA of Caenorhabditis sp. 36 PRJEB53466, 2363 nucleotides long. The record is from the annotation of a GenBank genome assembly. NCBI's taxonomy places the organism in Eukaryota, Metazoa, Nematoda, Chromadorea, Rhabditida, Rhabditidae.
AUGAAGACCUUGUUCUUGUUGGGCCUUAUCGCCCUUUCCGCCGUCAGUGUCUACUGUGAAGAGGAAGAGAAAACCGAGAAGAAAGAGACCAAGUAUGGAACCAUUAUCGGCAUCGAUCUCGGAACCACCUACUCGUGUGUCGGAGUUUACAAGAACGGACGCGUCGAAAUCAUUGCCAACGACCAAGGUAAACUAUUCGAAAAAUAGAACGCUAGCAAUGAUUACUUUUUUUUCAGGAAACCGUAUCACUCCAUCCUACGUUGCCUUCUCCGGAGAGCAGGGAGAGCGUCUGAUCGGAGAUGCCGCCAAGAACCAGCUCACCAUCAACCCAGAGAACACCAUCUUCGAUGCCAAGCGUCUCAUCGGAAGAGACUUCAACGACAAGACCGUCCAAGCCGACGUCAAGCUCUGGCCAUUCAAGGUGCUCGACAAGGGAAACAAGCCAUCCGUUGAGGUGAAGGUCGGAUCCGAGCAGAAGCAGUUCACCCCAGAGGAGGUCUCCGCCAUGGUUCUCGUCAAGAUGAAGGAGAUCGCCGAGUCGUACCUCGGAAAGGAAGUCAAACACGCCGUCGUCACCGUCCCAGCUUACUUCAACGACGCCCAACGUCAGGCCACCAAGGACGCCGGAACUAUCGCCGGAUUGAACGUUGUCCGUAUCAUCAACGAGCCAACCGCCGCCGCCAUUGCCUACGGACUUGACAAGAAGGACGGUUAGUUUAGGAGAAAAGGGAUGAAGGGUGCCCUAAUAUUUGUCCGUGGACUUGCCUCUUUUCGCAUUGACCGUUCUGUGCAAACAAUCGAGUUGGUCAGUGACUGGUACAGGUUCCUCUACCGAACAGUUGAUGACGAUUAGAGAGACAUCGCGUGCACAAAUAGACACAUGAGAGAUAGUUCGAGACUAGGUUUUGUUUGAAUGGGGAAAAGUACAAGAUCUGAGGGCUCAUGACUCAUAAUGUUUUUUCAGGAGAGCGCAACAUCCUCGUCUUUGAUCUUGGAGGUGGUACCUUUGAUGUGUCCAUGCUCACCAUCGACAACGGAGUCUUCGAAGUAUUGGCCACCAACGGAGACACUCACUUGGGAGGAGAAGACUUCGACCAGCGCGUCAUGGAGUACUUCAUCAAGCUGUACAAGAAGAAGUCUGGAAAGGAUCUCCGCAAGGAUAAGCGCGCCGUUCAGAAGCUCCGUCGUGAGGUCGAAAAGGCCAAGAGAGCUUUGUCCACCCAGCACCAGACCAAGGUUGAGGUCGAGUCUCUCUUCGACGGAGAGGACUUCUCUGAGACGCUCACCCGGGCCAAGUUCGAGGAGCUCAACAUGGAUCUCUUCCGCGCCACUCUCAAGCCAGUCCAGAAAGUUCUUGAGGACUCUGACCUCAAGAAGGAUGAUGUUCACGAGAUUGUUCUUGUCGGAGGAUCCACCAGAAUCCCGAAAGUCCAACAACUCAUCAAGGAGUUCUUCAACGGAAAGGAGCCAUCCCGCGGUAUCAACCCAGAUGAAGCCGUCGCUUACGGAGCCGCCGUCCAGGGAGGAGUCAUCUCCGGAGAGGAGGACACCGGAGAGAUUGUUCUUCUCGACGUCAACCCGCUUACCAUGGGUAUCGAGACUGUCGGAGGAGUCAUGACCAAGCUCAUCUCCCGUAACACCGUCAUCCCAACCAAGAAGUCCCAAGUCUUCUCCACCGCCGCCGACAACCAGCCAACCGUCACUAUCCAGGUAAUGACAGCUCUUUUACUUUCCGUUCUGACGGAUUGCCAGACGAUUAACUCAUUGUAAUCACCGUUUUACAGGUCUUCGAGGGAGAACGCCCAAUGACCAAGGACAACCACCAGCUCGGAAAGUUUGACCUUACCGGAAUCCCACCAGCACCACGCGGAGUCCCACAAAUCGAAGUCACCUUCGAGAUUGACGUCAACGGUAUCCUUCACGUUACCGCCGAGGACAAGGGAACCGGAAACAAGAACAAGAUCACCAUUACCAACGACCAGAACAGACUCAGCCCCGAAGACAUCGAGCGCAUGAUCAACGACGCCGAGAAGUUCGCUGAGGACGACAAGAAGGUCAAGGAAAAGGCCGAGGCUCGCAAUGAGCUCGAAUCUUACGCCUACAACCUGAAGAACCAAAUUGGAGACAAGGAAAAGCUCGGAGGAAAGCUUGACGAAGACGACAAGAAGACGAUCGAGGAGGCUGUCGAUGAGGCCAUCUCCUGGCUCGGAUCCAACACUGACGCUUCGGCCGAAGAGCUCAAGGAACAGAAGAAGGACCUCGAGAGCAAGGUUCAACCGAUCGUAUCGAAACUUUACAAGGAGGGAGGAGCUGGAGGAGAAGAGGCUGCGGAAGAGGGAGCUGACGAGAAGGACGAGCUGUAA